AUGAGGGCACGGAGAGGUGGUGGCGUUGGUGGUGGGGUUGGGGUUGAUCGGGGUGAAGGGGAGUGGGAGGAGGAUGGUGGUGGGGAGGUGUGGGAGGAGGAGAAUUGGGCGUCGGUGGUGGAUAAUGGGGCGGAUGAGAGGUUGUUGAUGAGAGAGGAUGAUGAUUUGGGGGAGAAAAAUAAGGGAAAGAGAGAAAAGAGAAAGGGUUAUUUUAGUGAUGAGAGUGAUGAAGAGGAGUGAUUGUGAAGUGGGGUUGAGUUUUGGACGCUUGGUUUGAUGUGGAUUAUUGAAGGUAUGGACUUUUGCCUCUUUUCCUUUAGGUGAGAUAAUAUUUGGUCAUUUGGUUUUUAUUUUCUAUUUGAGCUUCUGAUGUCAAUCUUCUUGGUUAAUUGUAUUUUGUUUUUGUUGAUAAGUUCACAAAAUGUUGGUGUUGUUUAACUGGAUUGGGACGUAUGGGAUUAUAUUUCAUGAUGUUGAUGAUAAUUUAUACGAUAUCGGUAAAAUAAAAAAUACUUUACUGAAGGCAUAUGAGGUAGGAUUGGAAGUAGUACAUGCUGAUUGUUUGUUGAUGCCUUGAUGGAUAUUUUUAGCUGGCUAAAGUUGGUGGAGAUUAAUUUUGCGAUUGUAGGUUUAUUUUAUAUGGCUUGUUCUGAUUUUAAUAGGUGCGACGAGAAAAGAUUGCAUGACUAAUUCUGUACUAAGAUGACUUGAUUAAGUGUUUGUCUGCAUUUUGUGAUUCAUGUAGUUGAGUGAAUUGAGUCAGUAGAUGUGCACAAGUCCUACAACUAUGUUGGUGGAUUCGGUUAGCAGUUAGUUUUUCGGGAAGCAUAUUGAUUUAGAGGCAUGGUCAACACAUGCAAUUGGAAGUGUUGGAUGAGUUAACGUUUGAAAUUAAAUACAAGUUUUGACCAAGAGAUGGACCAGAGGUGUGAGCUAGCUUGAGAGUACAGAUCAAGUUGUAGAGCUAGAAGUUUCGAAAACCCUAUUAGGCAGUAGUGGCAAGCACAGCAGAAAAAGAGCUUUCCUAGAUUUCAGGCGGGGAAUCCUCAUUGUGUACUACCUAGCCGACUCUCCGAACAUCUCUAGAGAGUGACUAUUAAAGGAUUUAUAUGCAGAUAACUAGAAAAUGCAUGUAUGGGACUGUCAAUAUUAAAAUAACUUCAUUGGUGGAUGAAACCCAUCAUCUAUAAUAAACUAAUAGUAGUUGGCAAAAUGGUCUACAUUGCCAGGAAAAAAACAGUUGAUUUCUUCAGAACCAAUAGGACCUAGUUUGUUUGGGAAUUGCAGAAAAAAUUGUUUAUUUACGAAAUCUAGGGAGCAAAUCAUUGAUUAGUAUCACUGAUGAACUCAAGGGACUCACUGACAUGAUUAAAAGAACAUCCUGUGCGGAGAUGCUUAUCUACCUUUAUUUAUUUGGGCCAAGUUAAUGUGCUUUGUUCGUGGGCACGGAUGUUAUACAAAAUACCGCGACCCCAUCACAGCAAACUGGAACUUACAGAGGUCUCGAAAUGGGUAACAACUAACAAGGAAGUGCAUAAUUACGGGUUAAUAAGGGCAUGCAAAGUUAUUGAUUUAUUGAUUAGUGGGAAUUGAGCAGUGGUUAAAAGGGACAAGGAAAGAGGUGUGAUGGUGUUGAUUUGAGUACAUGUACCAUGAUAAUUGGAAUCAGACAGAUCAAGCAGAAGAGUGUGAUGUCCUUGGGAACAUCUUGAGUCGGUGGUGACUGUUUGGGCAACAUGGAUCAGUGAUCUCUACUUCUCGUGCCUUAACUCCUCCUCAGGACCUAGCUGAAAAAGUGUUUGAUUAGUGUAAAUAGAUACUUGGACUGGAAGAAUUAUUACUUGUUUUGUUUUAGAACCACAAAGAAACCAGUAUAUUAUUGAGGGUUUGGAAGAAAAUCGUGGAUGAGAAUCACAGAUGGACUCAAAUCAUUCUUUUUCAUGCUUAAAAGAAUUUCAAGGGGAAAAGAGAGAA
Molecule: messenger RNA, 1974 nt
Organism: Ilex paraguariensis (yerba mate)
Lineage: Eukaryota; Viridiplantae; Streptophyta; Magnoliopsida; Aquifoliales; Aquifoliaceae
Source: the annotation of a GenBank genome assembly